UUUGGAUUCCGCCAUGGCCUCACAACUCUGCGGCCGGAAUCCUUGCUUGGCUUCCAUUCCAUUCCAUUCAUCCAGAGGCUGCGUUCAUGAGGGGUGUUACAUCUCUGCCGUCCGCCGUGUGUUGUGGAUGUGAAGGACCCUUUUCAGGUUGGUCUCAGUGGAUUGCUCUUCGGUGUCACUGUCUCUCAAUUCUCUCACAUUUCUUCUCCCGCAUGUGAUAGCUUCUCUGUGCUUGCCCCUGGUUGUGCGGCAUUGCAAGGAUUUCGUGUUAGAACCUGAAGUAGUUCUGGGAGGGAGGGGCUUUCGUUGUGGAAGAGUGCGGAUAGUGCGCUAAACUAUUAAUUCAGGUUCAGAGGACGACGAUGAUUCGACUGAAACUUGUGGGUCCCCCGUGAAGGACUCUGCUUACGUGGGUGUCUUUGGGUGGGACUAUGAAUUUAGCCAUUCUUCGGAGGUUUGAUAAACCUGGGUUGUAGAGAGUAGGGAGUAGGGUUUUGGGGGAUUUGGGAUUUUUGGGUGACAGAGGCUCUGGAAAUGCAGAAAUUUCCGAGGAUGAGUGCGAGUGUGGCGUUUAGAGCUAUGGUUCAUAUCCCGCUGCCUCGCAUUCUGCGCAGAGCCUGCCCAACUGCCACACGUGGUUAUGGUUCCAGUGCAAUCUUGCAUCGGAGAGCUGGAAUUGCCCGAAGGAUUACUUGCGACGGGACGUUGCCCCAGGGAAAUGUUGGCAAGGAUUUCAGUCAGAGUGCUUCUGAUAUGCAAUUCCUGGGUAGCCAGAGAGAAGCCAGUAGCAUGUGGCUGAAUGUAAGCAAGCGAGGAAAUCUUAGCUCACGGCAUAUUUGGAUUUUGCCUCCGGCCCAGAUGGGCAGGCGUUCGUCCAAGAUUGCCACUAAAAAGGGAGCACAAGACAAGAAGAAGGCUAAGUUGUACGGGAAGAUGGGAAAACAGAUCGUUAAAGUUGUCAAAGCGGGAGGGCCCAAUCCAGCUGCAAAUGCAGCACUCGCACAAUUGAUACAGCAAGCUAAAGACACCGAUGUCCCUAAGGAUAUUAUUGACCGAAACAUCAAGAAGGCAACAGAUAAAGACCAGCAAGAUUUUGUUGAACUGACCUAUGAAGUUUAUGGUUAUGGAGGGGUGGGACUAGUGUUGGAAGUUCUCACGGAUAACCAUAAUCGAGCUGCAUCUACCAUUCGUGAUGUUGUCAAGAAAAAUGGGGCUAAAAUGGCAGACUCAGGGUCUGUGCUUUUCAAUUUCAAGAGUGCGGGAGUAAUCUAUGUUAAAGCUGACAAGGUAGAAGCAGAUGAUUUACUACUUGCAGCAAUGGACGCUGGUGCGGAAGAUGUAGUAGAACCUUCAUCUGAUGACGAAGACGACGAAGAAGAUGAUGAGAAAUACUUCAAGGUGCUCACGCCAGUGGAUCAGUUUGCAACCGUGCGUGCUGGCCUGCAGGAGGCUGGUGUUCCAUUCGAUGCUGACAGUUCUGGUCUGGAGCUCAUUCCGGUUGCUGAGAUUGAGGCUGAUGACGAAGCAAUGGAUCUAAACAAGAUCUUGAUAGAGAAGUUACUUGACCUUGAUGAUGUAGAUGCAGUGUACUCAAACCAAAAAUAGACGUGCAAAACAUUCGACGAGGGAAAUUACUAAUUUUAUACUGUGACCCAGCAUCCACAAUUAGAAUCAUUGGCGCCACUAGAGUUCAUCAGAAUCUUUUUCUAUCUUAGCAGCUUAUUAGUGUAUCAUUUCACUUUCACGACUAGUAGUGGGCAUUGGACAUGACACGUUUAAUGUCGAAACCAUUUUUGCAUUUAUUCUGUAACCCGAAACCUUCUUUUGAAAGUUAAUUCAUAGGCUAAUGAUGGAUAAAA
Physcomitrium patens is the source of this 1859-nucleotide messenger RNA. RefSeq names its product putative transcriptional regulatory protein At2g25830. Gene Ontology annotation, cellular component: chloroplast. The record is from RefSeq and is a predicted model, not a curated record. Lineage: Eukaryota; Viridiplantae; Streptophyta; Bryopsida; Funariales; Funariaceae.